GUUAUCAGGAAUUUGUUAGUGCAAAAUUGAAUCUAAGAAAUUAUUCAAGUUCCAUCGUUCGGAGAGUUAAUACGUCAGCGAAUUUUAAAUUUCGACUGUGCUGAAUUGAAUUUUGAUAAAAUCAUUCGCUUUUUGUGUACGUGCGGCGUACUUUCGUUAGCAAUGAAACUGUUUGUGUUUUCCAUAAUUUUCAUAUGUGCUUUGUCGAGAGAUAAUUUUGUUUCCGCGAAUUUAUUCAAAGAUGUAGCAAAAUCGUCAGUGGACAUUGUCAGUGGUGUGGCGAAAAAAAUACCAGAUGCUAUUCCCAGUCCGGAUGCAAUUUUUUCGGCUAGUAAAAAUUUGCUAGCUGGUUAUCCGUUCGAGGUGGCAUUCAAAGCAAUAAAUUUAUUUUGCUCAGCUGCACUAUCCGAAAAUCAAGUGAAACCAAGAGAUAAAUAUCUACCCGAGCUGAGCAAAAUGAAUUAUAUAUUUCCGUCCAACAAAACACUGAUUCCACUACAAAGUCCUCAUGAAUUGUGGAAUCAUACAUUAUUUGAUCCGUCGUUAAAAACAGAGAUAUUGGUUACUGGAUGGACAUCAAACAUAAAUGAAACAAAUAACGCCCUGGAAACGAUAUGGCAGGCAUAUAAGUGUAGAGGAAAUGUUAAUUUUAUCGCGGUUGACACAGCAGAAUUCGUUGAUACAUUAUACUCUUGGUCUGCCUUCAAUACUGAAGAAAUUGGAAAUCUAAUUGCUGUCGCCCUGAAGGACUUAUUUACGCAGUAUCCAAACUAUCCAAUCGAAAACGUCCAUUUAAUUGGUCAUUCUCUUGGCGCUCACAUCGUUGGUAGUGCUGGCCGUAAUUUCUACUAUAAGACUUCUAAGCUAAUAACGCGGAUAACUGGCUUAGAUCCGGCCAACCCUUGUUUCAAUGACGGAGAAAAAUUGUCCGGCCUUUCCAGAGGAGAUGCAGAAUUUGUCGAUAUAAUUCACACGAAUAACGGCGCACUGGGCAAACGAGAUCCGAUUGGCGAUUGUGAUUUCUAUCCGAAUGGGGUCGUUCCAUUGCCGCCUGGUUGCUUCACAAUUACUUGCGCGCAUGGAAGGGCCUGGGAAAUUUAUGCUGAAUCAAUAUACCCAGGAAACGAAAAUGCUUUCGAGGCCGUGAAAUGCGGAUCAAUAUCGGCACUGAAUGGAGGCUUCUGUCCUGGUCCGAAAUAUCCUAUGGGAUAUGCCAUUCCUCACAAUCUUAAGGGAAAUUUCUUUGCGAAUACUAACAGCGCGACGCCGUUCGGUCAGGGAAAGAGUGUUUCUAGCCCAAAAUGUGCAACGGAUGCCUAAUUGCGCGUUGAAAACUAUUGCAUUGUAAUAAAACUGAUAAUAAGAGCAAUCAAUUAA
Bradysia coprophila is the source of this 1377-nucleotide messenger RNA. RefSeq names its product vitellogenin-1-like. The record is from RefSeq and is a predicted model, not a curated record. Gene Ontology annotation, biological process: lipid catabolic process. Gene Ontology annotation, molecular function: lipase activity; serine hydrolase activity. NCBI's taxonomy places the organism in Eukaryota, Metazoa, Arthropoda, Insecta, Diptera, Sciaridae.